ACCGAACGAUUCCCGCUCCGUCAUCCAAAUUUCACAUCAUUUUCAGUUUGUUCCCUGAGAGGGUCAGGCUACCAGUUUAAUCUUCACAUAAUGGAUACCGGAGGAAAGUUGAAGAAAGGCGCCGGAGGAAGAAGGGGAGGCGGCCCCAAAAAGAAGCCAGUUUCUCGCUCUGUCAAAGCCGGUCUCCAGUUCCCUGUCGGAAGGAUCGGUCGCUACUUGAAGAAGGGGCGGUACUCCCAACGUGUUGGCACCGGAGCUCCGGUUUACCUCGCCGCUGUGCUGGAGUAUCUUGCAGCUGAGGUUCUGGAGUUGGCUGGGAACGCUGCCAGAGAUAACAAGAAGAAUAGAAUCAUCCCAAGACAUGUUCUGUUAGCAGUGAGGAACGACGAAGAGCUUGGAAAAUUGUUGGCCGGCGUGACCAUUGCUCACGGUGGUGUGUUGCCUAACAUCAACCCCGUUCUGCUGCCUAAGAAAACCGAAAGAGCCUCCACAGAAUCUAAGUCUCCAUCCAAAGCCACCAAAUCCCCCAAGAAAUCUUGAAUUGCCUCUACAUUGUGAACGGGAUGUUCAUCUUUGUGUAUGUAGUUGUGUCUGUAGUGUGACUUUGUAUGGAGGUGUACUCGAUAAAAUCCUAGGGACAAGGCAAUCGCUGUUUUAUUAUCCAUGUAGAACUACUUUUGUUUCAUUCAAAUGAAAUGAUAGGGACUUGAUCUUCUAUUUCUAU
Neltuma alba is the source of this 724-nucleotide messenger RNA. Its product is annotated as histone H2A. The record is from RefSeq and is a predicted model, not a curated record. The coding region runs from base 91 to 540 and encodes 149 amino acids. Gene Ontology annotation, molecular function: structural constituent of chromatin; DNA binding; protein heterodimerization activity. NCBI's taxonomy places the organism in Eukaryota, Viridiplantae, Streptophyta, Magnoliopsida, Fabales, Fabaceae. The transcript is spliced from 2 exons. Gene Ontology annotation, cellular component: nucleosome.